Molecule: messenger RNA, 3679 nt
Organism: Anarrhichthys ocellatus (wolf-eel)
Lineage: Eukaryota; Metazoa; Chordata; Actinopteri; Perciformes; Anarhichadidae
Gene: sack1e
Product: family with sequence similarity 83 member E
Exons: 10
Coding region: 954-2879 (641 amino acids)
Biological process (GO): signal transduction
Molecular function (GO): protein kinase binding
Source: RefSeq, a predicted model, not a curated record
CCUGUGUAACACAGUGCAAGUGCAAUCCUCUGAUACUACAUCAUGGUUGCAAAAUGGGUGUGCCCUCUUUGUCAUUUGAUCACUCGUCGUGUUGCGGCACUGAUUGUGUACUUUAUUAAAGUAUGCUUGCACCGGUUUCUACAGAAUAGAGAGCAAUGAGCUGAUAACGAACUGGCUGGUCGGUACUUCUGGGCGUUUUCUUUUUUCACAAAGGUAUUUCCAAAGGAAAAAAAGAAAGAAACUACUGUGAUUGCACCUCACAGUCAGAUAAUCUACCACGGGUUACUCAACAAACCUGUCAGGCUGGACGAGUCCAAAAGGGAAACUGUCAGGUAAAUAGCAGCUAUUUAGAUAUAGCAAUUUAUUCGCUAAAGACCUUUAGGAAGUGUAUGACCUGGAAUAUCAAGUAUGAUUUAUUUGAAAUACUGCAGCUGUGAAGAUCAGAGAGAGGCACGGUAGGAUCGUACGUUUGUGUCAGAAGCAGCUAACUGAUCUGUCAGCUGCAAAGAAUUUCUGUAAGCUGAGAACAAUGUCGCCAAGAAGGAGUGGAAGGUAAUUGAGAUAGUGAGAUGACAUGCAGGGGAGGGAACAAAUGAAGACCUACAGCUCCUGAGAGCUUUUGAGAAGCCUCAUACUUGAGCCUGAGAGAUGAGACAUGCUGCUCCGGUGGGAGACCUGGGCAUAAAAUGUGCUCAGGACUGAACUUGUGAACCCUGAACAGACUUUUUCGCCGAAACAAUUGUCUGCAACAUCAACAGCAGGAUAUCAUAUGUGUUCUGGGCAGCUCUUGGACAUAUUGUGACUUUUUACCAGAGGGAUGAAUGAAAUCACUUAAACCAGAAACAAGGGUGAUAUGAGCCGGCCUGUGUUAGUCUUGUCGUCAGACAACAGGAGUCAGUAGUGGGAACUUUGACAGGUAUCACUUAUUCCCAGAGACACACCAGGCUGCGGUCAUGUCGAACUCCCAAGAGCAGAGCCUUGAUGAGAAUGCAAUGUUCCUGCCGGUGAACGAGUCCUCCCCGGAGUUCAUCCACUGUGAGAAGCAGCGUCAAGCAGUGGAGAGACUCCUAAAUGCAGGACCAGAGGCCUUCUACAGCUCCAUCGGCACAGAGUGCUCCAACUGCUUCUUGUCUUCUGAGGAGGUCAGCCAGAUAACCAGCUGGGCUCAGGACUACCGCUUUAACCCGCCACAGGUGCAAAGUCAGGAGAAUGGAGAGGAAGGCGGCUCAGAGAUGGAGGACGUCUGUUCUACCUACUUCCCUUCCCACUCAGACACACCAGCCCCGGCCCUGGACCUGGGCUGGCCUGAAAAAGGCCCCUGGGUGCCAAAGGGAAGCGUUACAGUCCACACCAGCCCCCCUGCUGACGGAGGACUUCCAGUCAGACAGAUCAUCAGAUGGCACUUGCAAAAGGCUCGCCAAGUUAUCGCCAUAGUGACAGACAGAUUGACAGAUGGGGCAAUAAUUGACGAUUUACACGAUGCUGCUUCACGGAGUGUCGCUGUCUACAUUAUCCUGAACCAAAGGUCCAUUCAAGAGAACUUCACGCUCAACAGGCUCAGGCAUCCGAACAUGCGGGUCCGUGUUCUUGGAGGGAAAACCUUCUGUUCAAGGACGGGAAGAACGGUGGUCGGGGAAAUGAAAGAAAAGUACCUUCUGGUGGAUUUAGAGACAGUUAUUCAUGGCAGCUACAGCCUCACAUGGACAGACGCCCACCUGCACCGGCAGCUGGUCACUGUUCUAAGCGGCCCAGCUGUUGAAUCCUUCGAUAGGGAGUUCAGGGUCCUUUUUGCGGCUUCACUUCCCGUCCCAGACACAUGGAGGGUUGCAGGUACUCGGGUAGAUGUGUCUCAUCAGCUAAAAGACAGCUCAGAUCUUGGGUUUAAAAGACUUCACCAUUUGGAGCCUGAGAUUACCAACCCUCCAUCCCCACCUGCCGAUUACCCCCUGGACUGGGAAGCCAUGGGGGUUAUCCAGAGAAACCGCUGCUUCCCAGACAGUCCUCUUGAUCAGCAUGAGGAAAUCAUGGCCAAGGAAAUACCACUGCAGAGCAAAAUGCUGUUCAUGAAAAACACACCCAUUGUGGAGGGUUUCACUAACAAUAGAAACCAGUAUGUUGAGAAGAAAAGGGUAUAUGAAAACACCUCUCCAGUGACAAACAAUGUGCCAGAUAGAUCAACAACUCUCAAAUAUUUUCCCAGGGAUCUUGAUCAUUUUCAUAGCAACAUGCAGCCUUGGCCAACAGACACGACAACUCAAGAAAGAAUGAAAAGGGUGGAACAUGUAAAAAAUGAAGCCAUUUCCAGGCAACUCUCCAUUGAGAAGAGCACCAAUGUAGAUGACCAAAAAACAACAAGACUUGAUGAUGAUAGACUUCAUAGAGCUACAGAACCAACACACAAAAUAUUCACACGGUCAAGGACGGAGGCCGUUUUGGAAGGCGAGAGCAGCGUAAAAGAAAUUAGCUCCGAAGUGGAGAACACACCAUCUUCUAGAAAGCCUAUACUCCUGAGGAUGCCGCAGGCUGAGAGCUUCAGCUCUCUGAGUGACCUCAUGAAGAAGAUUCCGUCUCGGCAGAGCACUUCAGGACUGCUCGGGAAAGGAUCAAAGGCCGCUGUAUCAGAACUGAGACAGUCCAUGGUGGAGCUGAGCAUACACAACCCAGAUGAUGCCAGAGUUCCGGUGCCAAGGUUUAAGGCCAGUUGCUUUGACCCGGAUUAUAUGACACCAGCUCUUGCCCUGAUGAAGAAGAGGAACGAUGACUUGAAACCUUCAUUGUACAGAACUCCAAAAAACGUUCUGCCCAGAGAGAGGCUUCGCAGCUCCAGUUAUGGACUCUGGAGGAGGUCACUGGCAGAGACGGAGGGAGAGCAGGAGUGAGGAGCGAGGAAAUAAACACAUGAGCAAUAUGUUCUGUGGUAACAUCUUAUGUCACCGAGGAAAGGCAGCUGCCAUUAGCUGAUAAUUACAACUUCUGCAGUGUUAAUUACUCAAACUAUGCCCCAAAACAGGCUGUGACUUUGAGAAUAAAAAUCAUUGUUACAUAUGCAGGAGUUACCAGUUCUAUCUGUUGAUUUACUGAAUUUGAUGGUUUUAUUUUUUACUAUACACAGUGUGUUUGAUGCAAGGUUUACUUUUGAAUAUGUUUAAAUAAAUAUAAUUGUUCUGUUAUUGCUGCUCACCAUGAAUAGUAUAAACUGUUUAACCACUGGAUGGCUGUCACAGAAAAACAAACAUUAUACAGUAUAUCAUGAUAAAGAAGGUAUGAGAUCAAUGUAACAAAUGGUUUUAAAGGAAGAUGCUGAGCAUGCUGAUAUGGUAACAAAGUAAAAAACAGGUACCAAUACACAGCCUUUAAAGUUAUACUUUAUAAGCCAAAAUAUAUACAUCUAAAUGAUUCAUUACAGCUAUUUCCCAGCAGUAAGCUAAGUUGUGGCACAGUGGAGAAAACUCUUUUAAAUCACAAUGUAGAGAAAUUCUGGGACAGACAACUAUUAACAAAUUAACAAAGAGACACAAUAUAUAAUGCAGCAACUAAAUAAGUGAAAUUGUGUAUAAAAAAAAAAGAAAGAAUAGAUCUUUAAACUGAGUUUUCAAUUUCUUUUUAAAGUUAUGAGCAGGGUUUGAAUGGCCACUAAAAAAAUGAGAAGGUACCAGAGUACUAAAGGUUUGCUGGAGAU